Molecule: messenger RNA, 624 nt
Organism: Arachis ipaensis
Lineage: Eukaryota; Viridiplantae; Streptophyta; Magnoliopsida; Fabales; Fabaceae
Source: RefSeq, a predicted model, not a curated record
AUGUGGUGCACGACGUCCUACCUCGUCAAUCUGGUGGCAUCGACGUCAGACACUGGCGCAGGAGCGGCAGCAAACAGUGAGCGAGCGAGGAGUAAGAGCAGAAAUGGUGACGCGGCGCACGAUGUUCUCCCUCGCCGAUCUGUUGUUGUUGACGUCGGACACUGGCACAAGAGCAGAAACGACGACGCGGCGGAUGACAUCCUCUUUCGCCUCGAUCUGCUGGCGUCAACUUCUGCAUCUCCUUCUCCCAUCUCCGUUUGUUUCUCUGUCUCCUCUCUCCGCCGCCAUGGAUCCCUAAUUUCACUCACUAAGCCAUCUUGGGUUGUGAGAACGGAGUCAAAUGUUAAGAAGAAGAGAAGAAAGAAGCCGGAUCCACAUUGUGUAGUCUGUGAGGGGAGUGGACGAGUCGAUUGCCACCAGUGUUGUGGGAAGGGAACGACAAACAAGGUUUAUUUGGAAAUGCUCCCGAAAGGCGAAUGGCCAAAAUGGUGUAGAACUUGUGGCGGAAGCGGUCUUGGUUACUGCUCCCGUUGCCUUCGUACCGGAGAAUAUAGGUAUAUUAUGGGAUUCCAUUUCAUGAACAGGGACAGUGAAUUGAGUUUUUGCACAAUAAUAAUAAUAUAA